AUGGAUAAUACUCGUAACAAUAACGAGGCAAGGAAUAAUGCACCCAGAGGAUUGCCUGCUUCAUGGUUUACAAACGUUGUACCUCCAAGAGAAUCUUUAACGCACCAAAGUAGAGAGAUGAUUUCUAGAGAGCAUCGUCAACGAGUUUCGAGAAUAACGCAAAAUGAGAAUACUCUACGUGAUAUCUUUAGAAUCAAUCCAAAUCCUCAGAGGCAGGUCCCACAUUUAAAUUUGGAAAGUUUAGCUCAACAGGGACAGGAGAAUAGACACAGAGGAAGUUUUCCAGUUGCUGAAACACGUUUUUUACCCCAAGGUCCAUCUUCAAGAGGUUUAGAGUUAGAGACAGUAACUUCAGAUAUUAAUAAUAUGAUUUCAGAUACUGGCGAUGUGAGUAUAUUUAACGUGGUACCCGAUGCACUUGAUUUACAAUCUGAUGAUCUGAGAAAAUUGUAUGCUUUCCAAAGUUCUUUACAGCAAAAGGUACAGGCUUAUUUGGAUAUCAUAGAGAAAAGAAGGAACGGUAUAUUAGAUGAGAUUGGAAUAGAUAAUAGUAAACUAGAAAAAAUGCGUUUAACGGAUUCCCCUCAUGCUGUAAAUUUUGUAAACAAAUUACAAAGGAUGAGAUUACGUGCUAUUGAAUCUGAAACGAUGGAAUUACAGAGGUUGAGGGUAAGGUUUUUAACAGUAGUGGAGGAAUAUAGAAGGGCGAUGAAUGAAUACUGUAAGGCGAAAGUAGAAGGUAGACAAGCGCAAAAUCCGACUGAUUAUUUCCAACAAUGGAUCGAAUCUUUAGAUCCCAACGAUAGCUCAGUUUCAGAAGGAUUACAAGAAUUAUCCUCAUGCUCUAAACUUUUAAUGAAUAAUAUUUACCCCUCCUCCAACAAAAUGCCACUACCCAAUCAGCCUCAGAGAAAUACCGUUUUCCCACUAGGUCAUCUUCCAUCUGAAAUUUUGCAUUUGAUAUUAGAAAAAUUAAGCCAUAAAUCCGACAUUGUAAGCCUUUUGACAGUUUGCAAAUUAUGGGCAGAGAUUAUCGUUAAACUACUGUAUUACAGGCCUCACAUUAAUAAACAAACACAAUUGGAUUUAUUCAUGAGAACGAUGAGUUACAGCUCUAAUGAAACAGUUUUCGAUUAUCGUUCAAUGAUUAAAAGACUAAAUUUUUCAUUUGUUGGUGAUUAUAUGCAUGAUGAAGAAUUAUACAAAUUUAUUGGUUGUCGAAAUUUGGAGAGACUGACCUUAGUGUUUUGUAAGCAUGUCACUAGUGAUUCCAUUUCUGAAGUUCUUAAGGGAUGUCGAUAUCUACAAAGCGUGGAUAUUACUGGUAUAAAGGAGAUCUCUGAUAAUAUCUUUGACACAUUAGCUGAAAGCUGUCCAAGGGUUCAGGGGUUUUACGUUCCACAGGCCAAAAAUGUAACUUCGAAAGCGUUAAGCAAUUUUAUUACACAUGCACCAAUGUUGAAAAGAGUUAAGAUCACCGCCAACAACAAUAUGAAUGACAGUUUAGUAGAGUUGUUUGCCGACAGAUGUCCCAUGUUAGUAGAAGUUGACAUCACUUCAUCACCGAAUGUUCAUGACCACAGUCUUUUGCAUCUAUUUACCAAGUUGACUCAACUCAGAGAAUUUAGAGUCACUCAUAACACGAACGUUACUGAUAAACUUCUUCUAGAAUUAUCCAAAAGUGUUAAUCUACUUCCAUCGUUAAGACUUUUAGACUUAUCAGGAUGUGAAAAUAUUACUGACAAGACCAUUGAAAGGGUUGUUGCCCUGGCACCAAAAUUGAGAAAUGUGUUUUUAGGUAAAUGCAGCAGAAUUACAGACCAUUCCUUACAUCAUUUAGCCAGACUGGGGAAGAACUUACAAACGGUGCAUUUUGGCCAUUGCUUCAACAUUAGUGAUCAAGGUGUAAGAACUUUAGUGCAAUCGUGUCCUCGAAUUCAGUAUGUGGACUUCGCAUGUUGUACCAAUUUGACCAACAGAACUCUUUACGAAUUAUCUGAUUUAGCCAAAUUGAAAAGAAUAGGAUUGGUAAAGUGUUCACAAAUGACAGAUGAAGGUCUUUUAAAUAUGAUUUCAUUAAGAGGUCGUAACGAUAGUUUGGAGAGAGUCCAUCUUUCAUAUUGUUCGAACUUGACGAUUUAUCCAAUUUACGAGCUUUUAAUGGCAUGCCCUCGAUUAUCUCAUCUAUCACUAACAGCAGUGCCUUCAUUUUUAAGACCAGAUAUCACAGCUUUCUGUAGACCUGCACCUGCUGACUUUAGUGAUAACCAACGUCAGAUAUUCUGUGUCUUCUCGGGAAAAGGUGUUCACAAGCUCCGUCACUAUUUAAUGAGUUUGACUACACCGACGAGUGGACCACAAACGGACCUAAGAGAAGUUUUAACCAAAUACGUCUCUACAAGGAACUUACUUCACCAAGGUGAAGAUUUUGAGCAUGGGAUGAAUAGAAUAGUCAGUGAAUUAAACCAAGAUUCUGCCGCCAUCUUAGCGGCAACCGGAUUAAGUCAGAUGAAUGGAAUGAACAACGACUUUUUAUUCCAAAAUAUUGAGUUUGACAAAUUGGAUGACGUAUUUAAUUGGUAUGAGGUUUCAUUACCAACACCACGUCUCACACCUCAAGAAAUUAAAAAUUUAUUAUCACUUGUGGACAAAAAAUUUUGUGAAGAUCCAUUUGAUGAAGAAUACGAUGAAGUAGACGUUGUGGUUGCGCCUGGUGCCGAUCACGAUUUGAAUAACGAGCUUUGUCACAUUGUAAGGAAAUUUCAUGAACUUUAUGACCGUGUCAACGAUUUCGAAGUUAAUGUUGCUAGUUUGGCUCGUGUUCAAUUCCAGUUUACAGGAUUUUUAUUACACGAAAUGGCCCAAAUCUACAUGCAAAUGGUUGAUUUGAAUAGACAAACUUCUCAAAUUCAAAAAUUUACUUAUGAUUCAGGUUUGGAGGCUUCCAUUAAAGGAUUUUCAAUCUGGAGGCUAUUAUUUAUCGAAAGAUUUGCUGCAUUGGUUAAAAAAUACAAACUUUCGACUGUAGUUUUAAGAUUGUACUUGAAAGAUAGUAUUACAUUAUUGACGAGACAAAGAGAGUUGUUUUUAGCACAUCAAAGGUCAACAUGGAAUCCAGCCAAUGACAAUGAAGAAGAAGAGGAUCCUAUGUUUUGGCAACAGUUUGGAGACAGGGUACAAAUAUCUCCAGAUCAGAUGCGUAUAAUUCAACUAGGCCUACGUGGUCCGCCUGUGAUGGGUGGUAACGGGUUACAACCAAUCAUGGACGUAGAUAACAUUAAUCAGGUGGAUGGCAGGUCGGGAACUCCAGACGAAGAUACAGUUUUGGAGGAUGCAUGA
Messenger RNA from Zygosaccharomyces rouxii, 3339 nucleotides. RefSeq names its product SCF ubiquitin ligase complex subunit GRR1 (gene GRR1). The coding region runs from base 1 to 3339 and encodes 1112 amino acids. The transcript has a single exon. Gene Ontology annotation, cellular component: SCF ubiquitin ligase complex. Lineage: Eukaryota; Fungi; Ascomycota; Saccharomycetes; Saccharomycetales; Saccharomycetaceae. The record is from RefSeq and is a predicted model, not a curated record. Gene Ontology annotation, biological process: SCF-dependent proteasomal ubiquitin-dependent protein catabolic process. Gene Ontology annotation, molecular function: protein binding.